AGACCUGGAUUUCGCGGGUAAAGAAGUUAAUAAUCAAAGGUUUUUUAUGUAGGGGGAGAGGGAAAAGCGGGCAACGUCAGAUGACGCCGUUUCUAGUGUGUUGAAUUGUUUGAACGGCAUAACGAACCCUUCAGAAAAGGCAUUGAAAAUCAAAGAUGAGGCAAAUCAGUUCUUCAACGAUCAAGCUUAUGAUGUUGCCAUCAAAUUGUACACUAAAGCGAUUGAACUGGACAAGGACGUAGCUGUAUUUUAUGCUAAUCGAAGUAUGGCGUAUUUGAAGAAGGAACUGUACGGUAGCGCAUUGGAGGAUGCAGAAACAGCAUUACGGAUCGAUCCAAAUUAUAUAAAAGCUUAUUAUAGGAGAGGAACUGCAAAUAUGGCUCUUGGGAAAUUUAAGCUAGCUUUAAGGGAUUAUGAUGCAGUGAGAAAAGUUCGACCUAAUGACAGAGAUGCGGUGAAUAAAUAUGUGGAAUGUUCAAAAAUUGUGAAGAGGUUAGCUUUUGAAAAAGCAAUUUCGACUGAACAUGAGAAGAGGAGUUGCGCAGAUUCGAUAAAAUUAGAAUCAAUGGAAGUGGAGUCUUCUUAUGAUGGUCCCAGACUAGAUAAUGAGAUCACUGCAGAGUUUAUGAAAAGUUUGAUUGCGACUUUUAAGGCAGAAAAAAAAUUGCAUAGGAAGUAUGCUUACAAGAUCUUGUUAGGUAUUAGGCAGUAUUUAGGCGGGCUGCCAAAUAUGGUAAAAAUCACUGUGCCGCCGGGACAGAAAUUCACUAUUUGUGGUGAUGUCCACGGGCAGUUUUACGAUCUCUGUAAUAUUUUUGACCUCAAUGGUCUUCCAUCGGAGACUAACCCAUAUCUAUUCAAUGGUGAUUUUGUUGAUCGCGGGUCGUUUUCUGUUGAAACCAUAUUUACACUUUUUGGGUAUAAGCUGCUGUAUCCGGACCACUUCUUCUUGUCACGAGGGAAUCAUGAAAGCGAUGUAAUGAACAAAAUGUAUGGCUUCGAAGGAGAAGUCAAAAGUAAAUACACUUCUCAAAUGGCUGACUUCUUUACUGAAAUUUUUAAUCACCUUCCUCUUUGUCAUUUGAUAAACGAAAAAAUUUUUGUUUGUCACGGUGGUUUGAUGAAGGAGGAUAAUGUUACCCUAAAAGACAUCAAUGCCGUAGACAGGGUGCGGCAGCCUCCUGAGGAAGGGAUAAUGUGCGAUUUAUUGUGGUCUGAUCCUCACGAUUUAAUGGGUAGGAGUCCAUCUAAAAGAGGCGUAGGAUGUCAGUUUGGUCCAGAUGUCACUGAGGCUUUUUGCAAAAAAAAUGGGAUUUUAUACGUUGUUAGAAGUCAUGAGGUUAAACCAGAGGGGUACGAAGAACAUCAUGGAGGCAAAUGUAUAACGGUUGACACUAUGGGUAAUAAAGGCGCUUUCAUAACAAUUAAGGGCGACGACCUCAAGCCUAACUUCACCUCUUUUUCAGCCGUGCAGCAUCCACCUGUAAAAGUUUUAAAAUUUAAUAUUUGCUCUAAUUUUUUUUUCAAGUUUGAUGAUGUAAAGCCGAUGGCGUUUUCAAGCAGUCUUUUCGGAGAUUUAUCAGAUCCACUAAAAUUAUAUGUGCUCGUAAUUGUACGUUUUGCUCAUGUGUUGGAACGUCAACCUUUAGUCGUUGCUUUUUUUGUUAGUUUUAAUGUUAGAGUAGUUCUAUACAGUUUUUCUUCCAAGGUCUUUUAAAA
Molecule: messenger RNA, 1719 nt
Organism: Enterobius vermicularis (human pinworm)
Lineage: Eukaryota; Metazoa; Nematoda; Chromadorea; Rhabditida; Oxyuridae
Source: the annotation of a GenBank genome assembly